CCGCAACCGGGAGCGCGCAGGCGCAGCGGUCCGGGAGUCCAGCCAGCGGUCCCGGAACCAGCGGUCACGCCCGUGCCGGUGGCGCCGCUGCCACCGCUCACCAUGGCCCCGGGUCUCCGGCUGCUGCUACCGCUCGUGCUUUGCGUGGGGCUCGGCGCGCUCGUGUCUUCUUCGGGGGUCGGGGGCUUCCGCAAGCGAGGCCCCUCGGUGACGGCUAAGGUCUUCUUUGAUGUAAGGAUUGGAGACAAAGAUGUUGGCAGAAUUGUGAUUGGCCUCUUUGGAAAAGUUGUGCCCAAGACAGUGGAAAAUUUUGUUGCUCUAGCAACAGGAGAGAAAGGAUAUGGAUAUAAAGGAAGCACGUUUCAUCGUGUCAUCAAGGAUUUCAUGAUUCAAGGAGGUGACAUCACUGCUGGAGAUGGCACUGGUGGUGUGAGCAUCUAUGGUGAGACGUUUCCAGAUGAGAACUUCAAGUUGAAGCACUAUGGCAUUGGGUGGGUCAGCAUGGCCAAUGCUGGGCCUGACACCAAUGGCUCUCAGUUCUUCAUCACCUUGACCAAGCCCACCUGGUUGGAUGGAAAACAUGUGGUAUUUGGAAAAGUCAUUGAUGGGAUGACAGUGGUGCACUCCAUAGAGCUCCAAGCAACUGAUGGGCAUGACCGUCCACUCACCAACUGCUCCAUCGUCAACAGUGGCAAGAUAGAUGUGAAAACACCUUUUGUGGUUGAGGUUGCUGACUGGUGACACAACUGGCAGAAAACAGACACACUUUGUCAGGAGUGUGUGUGUGUGUGUGUGUGUGUGUGUGUUGUGUGUCUUUCAAUUCUUUGGUUUGUUUUUUUACUUUCUUUUAAUUUGCUACCCAGAUCAUAGGAAAGUUAUGAAAGUCAAACCGUCAGUCUUUAGUUUGCCUGAAUUUUAGUAAACCACCUGCUUAGGGACUUUGAACUGAAAUAUAUUCCCUUCCUCAAGUGGUGCUAUUUUUAAACUGGAAAAACUUUGAAUUGGCUGUUUUUUAAUGUAAUAAUAUUUUUUCUGAAUUCAUUAUGAUCCUUGUGUUGGGUAAUGCUAAAGAUUUGUUUGAAACAGAUGAGGAUAUGUUUAUUAUUUUGUAUCCAAGUAGAAAUUCAGAUAAGGGAAAUUUGACUAGCGUAAUCUGAGAUAUGUCAUAGGGAUUUCUUCCUGACAAAAAGGUGCUUUGGUGUUCUUUAUAUUAAAUACUUUUUAUAUAGAUCAACUCUUUUUGCAAUACUUUUAAAAAAAAUUUAAAGUUCUUUAAAAAAAACAAAUAUACAAAAAUACACUCUCUAGCAUCAAUAGUGAACAGAUUAGAAAGAUUUUAUAAAUCCAACUACAAACACAAUUAGAUAACUCAGAAAUUAUGUCCAUCCACAUCUCAUAUGCUUAAGCUGAUUUUUUCACUUAUUGUUAUUCAAUGUAACAUUUUUAGAAAGUUAUCUUGAGUCCAUUUGCAAUAGGAAUAUUUCUUGUUACUUUCAUAAGGGGAUUAAGACUCAGGCUAUAAAGCCUGGGUAUGGUGGCUCAUGCCUGUAAUCCCAGCACUUUGAGAGGCUGAGACAGGAGAAUUGUUUGAGCCCUGCAGUUUGAGACUAGCCUGGGCAACAUAGUGAGACCCUGUCUCUACAAAAAAUAAAAUUAGCUGGUUAUGUUGGUGUACAUCUGUAGUUUCACAUACUCAGGAGGCUGAGGUGGGAGGUUCAGUUGAGUCCAGGAGGUCAAGGCUGCAGUGAGCUGCGGUUGCACCAGGGAACAGAGUGAGACCCUGUCUCCAACAACAACAAACCACUCAGGCUAUAUUUAAACUAGAUCAGGCCAGGUGUGGCAGCGCAUAUCUGUAGUCCCAGCUACUGAAGAGGCUGAGGUGGGAUGACUGCUUGCAUCCAGGAAUUUGGAGCUAUGGUGAGCUAUACUGAUUGUGUAUCUGUACUAAGUUUGGCAUCAAUAUGGUGACCAGGCCAGGCUUGGUGGCUCACACCUAUAAUCCCAGCACUUUGGGAGGCUGAGGCGGGUGGAUCACGAGGUCAAGAGAUCAAGACCAUUCUGGUCAACAUGGUGAAACCCCAUCUCUACUAAAAAUACAAAAAAUUAGCUGGGUAUGGUGGUGUGUGCCUGUAAUCCCAGCUACUUGGGAGGCUGAGGCAGGAGAAUUGCUUGAACCCAGGAGGCGGAGGUUGCAGUGAGCUGAGAUCGUGCCAUUGCACUCCAGCCUGGGUAACGAGCAAAACUCCAUCUCAAGAAAAAAAAAUAUGGUGACCACCAGGGAGCAUGGGACCACCAGGUUGCCUAAGGAGGGGUGAACUGGUUCAGAUUGGAAACAAAGCGGGUCAAAACUUCUGUGCUGGUCAGUAGUGGGAUCACACCUGUGAAUUACCACUGCACUCCAGCCUGGGCAACAUAGCAAGACCCUAUCUUUAAAAAAGAAAAAAACCUAAUGGGAAAGUGAAAUUCUACUAGGUCCUUGUUAUAACAUACCUGGCUAUAACAGAGUGUGCUUGAUUUCUGUUCAGAUGGGAAGUGUUGUCUGUUAGAAAACAGUGCCAUUGCUUCUCCUCCAGGACUCACACAGUGAGGAUCCAAAAGAAUCUAUCUCAAGUUGUUUUCUAAGAAAAUAGCAUCCAUUCGAGAUGAAUUGAGUGUUCCUACUGCUGAUUCAUAAAUUGCUACAAUACUCUUGGAGAGCAAUUUGUUAUUUUUUUUAAUAAAUAUUUAUUGAGUGUCUUUGA
Callithrix jacchus (white-tufted-ear marmoset) is the source of this 2741-nucleotide messenger RNA. RefSeq names its product peptidylprolyl isomerase C (gene PPIC). Gene Ontology annotation, biological process: protein folding; protein peptidyl-prolyl isomerization. Gene Ontology annotation, molecular function: peptidyl-prolyl cis-trans isomerase activity; cyclosporin A binding. Lineage: Eukaryota; Metazoa; Chordata; Mammalia; Primates; Cebidae. The record is from RefSeq and is a predicted model, not a curated record. Gene Ontology annotation, cellular component: cytoplasm; intracellular membrane-bounded organelle.